AGCCCACUACGCUCACGCUCAGUUUACCGGCGUUUGUCCGUGCCAACCCAUGAGCGCUACGAGUCCGGCGUUGUAACGGUUUAACGGUUUAACGGACGGAGCUGCCACUCUAACCCCAGCAGAGAUGUGGUGUCUGAGCGGGCUGUCGGUGGCCCUCGCCCUCGCUCUGGUCCCCGGACCCGCCGGAGCUCUGAAGGAGGGAGAAUGUGAAGUUUGCGUGACCUUCCUGGAGAAGUUCUAUCAGCAGCUGAAGGACAACAAAGCGACGUUCAACAGCGAAGACAUCGAGAAGGAAAUCAUCAAGAGCUGCAGAGACGCCAGAGGCAAAGAAAACCGCUUUUGCUACUACAUCGGAGCUACCAGCGACGCCGCCACCAAGAUCAUCAACGAGGUCUCCAAGCCGCUCAGCUACCACGUCCCUGUGGAGAAGAUCUGUGAGAAGCUGAAGAAGAAGGACAGUCAGAUCUGUGAGCUCAAAUACGACAAACAGCUGGAUCUGACCACGGUGGACCUGAAGAAGCUGAAGGUGAAGGACCUGAAGAAGAUCCUGGAGGAGUGGGGCGAGUCCUGCAAAGGCUGCGCCGAGAAGUCCGACUUCAUCCGCAAAAUCACCGAGCUGAUGCCCAAGUACGCGCCGGCGGCCGCCAGAGCACGGACAGACCUGUAAACAAAUAAACAAUCACAACAACAACAACAACCUGGGACCUGACCUGGAUCCAGGAGGAGCUUCUGUCCCAUGAGGAUCCUGCACAGAUUCAGAGCUUUAGAUGUUUAAAACCGAGGAGUGGAAACAUUUCUUUAGAUUCUUAUUAAACCUGAUCGUAAGUUUGGAGGAGCUGGAGGUGAUGGAUCUCGUUAAGACGACAAGAAACAUCCAGAAAUCAGAUUAAUUAAAGAAGUCUCAGCUUCAUUUCAAACCAGAGCUGCUCGCUGAUGGUUCGGCUUCUUUUAAUCUGACUUAACGUACAGAUUUGUUCCUUUAUGAGACGUUUUCCACUGCAGGAGCUUCUCUAAUCACCUGUAGAAUUUAGAGAAAAGUGCCAAAUUCACCAUGAAUGCUACAAAACAAACCUCAGCUGUUCUGUUUCUGCUCAGAACCGGAGCUCUGAGUUCCUGCAGCAGAAAAACCAUCAGAUUAAUUAAAAACAUUCACACAGAGCCGAGUAUGUCGCUGAGAAACUACAGAAAAAACUGGAUUAAUAUUAGUUUAAAUGGCAGGAGGAGCCGCUGGUUUGGAGGUUUAGUCGUCUUCUGGGAGAUUCUGGAGUUUAAAUCAUGUUUGCCGGCGGUUUUCUGCCACUUCUGGUGUCGGAGGAUCAACGUGGACGUUCUGAAUUUGUUUUUGGGAGUCAACGACGACAUGUGGAGGCAGAAAGUGGAAAAACAGGCGCCUGAAAGCACCUUCAGCUCCUCCGGUUUGAUAGAUUAGGCCUCUUUUCUUUAAUCUGAAUUAAAAUUUGUACAUAUGAGUUGAAAUGACCUUUAGUUGUCCCCUGGGGCAUUAAGGACUUUAAAUCACGUCAGAUUCGCUGUCUGAAGCAGCUUUUCUGCAUAUUUCUGUUGUUUUUUUGCCACUUCUGGUGUCGGAGGAUGAACGUUUUGAAUCAAACAGCAGAAAAUGGAAAACCGGCGACAGAAUCCACCGUUCAGCUCCUCCGAUUUUUAGCUCUUUUUUUUUUAUUAUUUGAAGCAAAAUUUGUCCAAAAUCUGAGUUUCAGUGACCUUUAGGAGCUGCUAGUUUGGAGGUUUGUUCAUCUUCUGGAGGAUGAUGGCGUUUAAAUCAUGUUUACUGAUGUUUUUUUUUUUUUGCCACUUCUGGUGUCAUCGGAUCGACGUUUGACGGCAGAAACUGAAAACCGGCGACAGAAUCCACCUUUCAGCUCCUCAGAUUUAACAUAUUGGCCCUCGUUUGUUUAAUCUGAACCAAUUUGUACAAAAAACGAAAGAAAGCGUCGACCUUGAGGUGUCCCUCGUAUCGUUUUGCACAAAAAUCCAACCGACACGGAGGAGUUUUCUUCAUCUGUCAGCAGAGCUAGAGGAUAUUUAUUCCGGUUUUCUUCUUCUUGUUUGGUUUCUGGUCUGAUUGUUUUGUUCUGAAUCCUCCUCCAUCCACGCUGAGUUCAGGCUACAGACUCUGAAGGGAAACAGACGGUUUGUUCGUCUCACUCUGAGUUUUCAUGUUGUUACCGCUCUACUAUUCUACUUUUUCAUAAAAUUAUGAAAAACUCA
Acanthochromis polyacanthus (spiny chromis) is the source of this 2229-nucleotide messenger RNA. RefSeq names its product mesencephalic astrocyte-derived neurotrophic factor (gene manf). Lineage: Eukaryota; Metazoa; Chordata; Actinopteri; Pomacentridae. The record is from RefSeq and is a predicted model, not a curated record. Bases 125 to 667 code for a protein of 180 amino acids. The transcript is spliced from 4 exons. Gene Ontology annotation, cellular component: endoplasmic reticulum. Gene Ontology annotation, biological process: dopaminergic neuron differentiation; neuron projection development.